GAAAGAAGAGUGUUACAUUUGUGAAAACGUCAGACAUGAAAAGACGUGUAGCCAUUAUUGGUGCCGGUUGUAGUGGUCUAACGGCAAUUAAAGCUUGUCUGGAGGAACAUUUACAACCUGUCUGCUUUGAGCGUGAAGAUGAUGUUGGAGGACUGUGGAAAUACAACGAUGAGCCCAAGAUUGGAAAGGGGAGCGUGUUCAAAAGUACUGUUAUCAAUGUUAGUAAAGAAAUGAUGGCGUUUAGUGAUUUCCCGCCACCAAGACAUCACGCUACAUUUGCUCCCCAUCGUCAAGUCUUGGAUUACUUCAAGUUGUAUGCAGAAAACUUUGGACUGUCAGAGUUUAUUAGAUUUAACACAAGCGUUGAGAAAGUUGAACAGGCAGACGACUAUGAAGAGACUGGGCGAUGGACAGUGAUAUAUCGAAAUGAGACAACUGAUGACGUCAAAACAGAAAUAUUUGACGGCGUAAUGGUAUGUACCGGACAUCAUACAUUCCCUCACAUGCCAAUAUUUUAUGGGAAAAGACAAUUCAGAGGAAGAAUAAUGCAUUCACAUAGUUACAGAGACAGCACAGAAUUUGCAGACAAAAAAGUUCUUGUAGUUGGUUUGGGAAAUUCGGGAGUUGAUAUAGCUGUAGAUCUGUGUAAACAUGCAAAGCAGGUAUAUUUAAGUUCAAGAAGAGGUGCAUGGGUUAUAAGCAGAAAAUUUCUAUGUGGCAUUCCAGCUGAUGCAUUUGCCAACACCAGAUUAUUAUUUUCCUUGCCUAAAUCUUUCCUGAAGUGGGCAUUCCAAUUCUUUGCCAAUUUACAUUUUAACCAUGGAUUAUAUGGAUUAAAACCACAACACAGAGGUCUUGAAACGCACCCUACAAUCAGCGAUGACCUUCCAGUAAGAAUGUUAUCAGGACAGGUGAUCCUUAAACCAAACGUCCAGCAUUUCACAGAAACUGGUGUUAUUCUAGACAACAAUGAAUGUAUUGAAGUUGAUGAUGUUAUCUUUGCAACAGGGUAUGAUUUUAAGUUUCCGUUUCUCGAUGAUCAAGUGAUAUCAGUGGACAAUAACAAAGUCUAUCUGUACAAGUAUAUGUUCCCGCCCCACCUUCCUUACCCUACACUGGCAUUCAUUGGACUGGUCCAGGUUGUUGGUGCUGUCAUGCCAGUCUCAGAAAUGCAAUGUCGUUGGUUUACAAGACUCUUAAAAGGUGAGAAUACAUUACCGUUCCGAGAAAUAAUGGAGGAAGACAUAGAACAGAAGAGAAAACGUUUCCGCUAUAUAAAAACACAACGACAUACAAUACAGUCAUUUUAUAUUGAAUAUAUGGAUGAGCUUGCAAAGGAAAUUGGCGCGAAACCAAACUUGUUCCGAAUGAUUUUCAAAGACCCCAUCUUGGCUUUCCACUGUUUGUGCAGUCCCUGUAUUCCUGCCCAGUACAGACUUGUUGGUCCUUGUAAAUGGGAUGGAGCUAAGGAAUGCAUCAAAACAGCAUGGCAACGGAGCUUAUCUCCCUUGUCAGAAACGUCAUUUCCCUGGAACAGAAGUGACGCCAAGAAAAGUUCGACCGACGACAAAAAGUGGUUGACUGACGACAUAUCCACUUCCGCUGUAGUCACAGUGCUCGUCUUUAUUGUAGUUUACAUGUACUUUUUCACCUAGAACUCACUUGGGUAGUUGUAACUUUUCAAUAUGGAUGUUAUUUGUUGAGUAUAUCGUUUUACUCACUGUAUGUACGAGUCGUUAAACUGAAAAUGCAUUUGCUUUGUAAAUGCAAAGUUUAAGUCAUAUAGUGCAUAUAUAUUUAAAUCUGUCAACUUGAUAAAUACACAUGUCAUAUCAGGUAUUGGAAAUCGAAUUUUCACAAAAUAAAAGCUUAAAAAGAUAACUGUAGGUUUAUGAGAGGAUCUGUUUUUGACAUUUUAACAAAGUGUUAUCUUAUUGAAUACUAGAUAUGUCUUUGGUUUAUUGACUAUUGAUUUUCUGUGUAGAAUGGUUACUCUUUAAAUGCACGGGAAAACGACGAAAGUAUGAGUUUAAUGCAAUCACACAUUGAUUGGGAUAUAGUAGGUUUUUUUUAUAAUUUGGAAGCGGUUUUAAUGU
Messenger RNA from Mytilus trossulus (common blue mussel), 2096 nucleotides. RefSeq names its product flavin-containing monooxygenase 5-like. Lineage: Eukaryota; Metazoa; Mollusca; Bivalvia; Mytilida; Mytilidae. Gene Ontology annotation, molecular function: NADP binding; flavin adenine dinucleotide binding; N,N-dimethylaniline monooxygenase activity. The record is from RefSeq and is a predicted model, not a curated record. The coding region runs from base 36 to 1655 and encodes 539 amino acids. The transcript is spliced from 7 exons.